This is a messenger RNA of Schistocerca nitens (vagrant locust), 7624 nucleotides long. RefSeq names its product protein PAT1 homolog 1 (gene Patr-1). Gene Ontology annotation, molecular function: RNA binding. Lineage: Eukaryota; Metazoa; Arthropoda; Insecta; Orthoptera; Acrididae. The transcript has 13 exons. The record is from RefSeq and is a predicted model, not a curated record. The coding region runs from base 69 to 2579 and encodes 836 amino acids. Gene Ontology annotation, cellular component: P-body. Gene Ontology annotation, biological process: deadenylation-dependent decapping of nuclear-transcribed mRNA; P-body assembly.
GUCAGCCAUGACAGCUGAGUUGUUCAUGCUGACGUGAAGAUUAUGACAUUUUUUCGUUAACAGAACAAAUGGCAGAUUCUUUUUUUGGAUUUAACACGUCCUUAUCAGGCUAUUUAGAUGAAGAACUGCCUGAUGGACCGGGACCAGAGUUGGAAGAUGAAGAAGAGGAAUAUGAUGCUCUCAAUGAUGAAACGUUUGGUGCUGAUGCACUUGCAGAAGGAGACUGGGAAGAAGACCAUGAGAAACUGGCAGAACUGGCUGAACAGUCUAGACUCGCUAUUCAUGGAAGUGAGGGUGCAGCAACAGGGCCUAUAUCGUCGACACCUCGACACAACCAGCCCCUGUCUCGCACACAAUCGCUUCCUCAUUCUGAUUCCUCAGAAGACUUUGAUCUUGAGGCUAGAGUUGCCCAUCUUAUGCUUGAAGAGGAAGAUGAAGGUGAUCUAGGAACAGAUGAUGUUGUCCUAGAGAAUGGAGACCUAGAUGCACCAGAAUCUCAUCAACACAAUAAUCAUUUAGAGAAUGUUGCAAACUUUCCUAAAGUUGCAGACUUGGGUGCUUUCAAUAAUAUGUCUCCAUCAAGUUUCUCCAUGUGGGGUGUUGGAAAGUUGGAUGGUCUCACAUUUCAAACAGCUACCACCACUGUUUCCCCAAAACCACUGCCAGGGGGGAAGAGUGUGUGCACAGUGGAAGAACUUGAGCGAGGUCUCAUCCAGCAGUCGGCAGUGUCUUCAGCUUCUAGCCAACCACCUCCACCAGCAGCUGUGCUGCGUGUUGAAGACAUCGAGCGGGAGCUUACUAUGUCAUCUGGACACAGUAAUAGCAGUGGCAGCAGUGCAGGACACUCGUCUGUUACUACUACUACUACUACUAGUCCUGCUGCUGGGCCAAUUCCUCAGCCUACUAGCCCUCCUCAGAUUCCACAGUUUCCACCUCCUCCAAUAACUGCGCAGUCUCAGGAAGCUGUUCGUGGUACCCAGACAACUCUAGGGCGGGGCAUAAGUUUCCCCCCACCAGUGUUAGGACUCACUCGAGCAGCAAGUCAUCCGAAUGGCCCUUUUGUGGUGCCUCCACCGAGAGUAGUUGCACCACCUCCUGCCCAACCACCGCCUGGUAUCCACCCAGUGCUGUUGCACCAGGCGAACCACCGACUAGGUUCAAAUCCAAACCUCUUAAGGUUCAUACCUCCACAUUUAAUGGGCCAUCCUGGUACUGUUGGGAAAAGCCUACAAGUCUUUCCAGGUGAUAAUGGAUUGCUGAGAAACGUGCCACACAGGGGGCCAAAUGUUCAAUUUCGUCCAGGGUUUCCUAUGGGGGACCAUAUGUGGCAGCAGCAACAGAAUCAACACUUACAGCAACAGAAUCACCCACACCACCCAAUGCAUCACCACCCACUCCAUAUCCAACAGCAACAGUUACAGCAGCAGAGGUUGCGGGCAGUGGGGAAGGCUGUCAACCACAGACAGCAUUACAAUCAUCAGCAGCAGAAUGGUGUGGUGGAUGAAUAUGCUGGUCUCAUGAGCCAGCGUGAACGGCAGUGGUUGCUUGGCAUUCAAAUGCUGCAGCUUAACACUAACACGCCACACAUAGAUGAUUAUUAUUAUACUGUAUUUAUGUCCCGCCAACUGAAAAAUGAGCAGAAAGAUGGCAGUGUCCUUAUUGCUGCUCAACAACACCACCAGCAGCUGCAGCGGCAAAGGGAGCGCAGGGAUAGUCAGCGGUCGGAAGGAGGCCAGUCCUCACUCCAACAGCCCCGGGUCUACACUCCCGCUCAGUUUGAGAACUCACUUGGCAAACUUCAGGUUGGAAGUGUCACUGCACCAAGGAAGAUAAUUGAUAUGGACAUCAUGAACACAGAUACCAGUGAUGCAGUAUUGCCACCACAGCAGAAGGACUUGAGGAAAACUAAGCAGCUUCUUUUGGAAAUAGAAAGGCUGUACAUGUUAAUACUUCAAGUGGAAGAUCUGAAGAGCGACAUACCAGAAAUACGGGAAGCAGUGACAGAAAAUAGAGAAGACCUCCUGCGCAAAAUAGUCUCUGCAGUCCUGCUGGGUGAUCGUCUGGCAAGCAUUCUCUGCGUCCGGAAGGGCAGGAAGCUUAUACUACGGCUACUGCCACAAUUGCCAUUGGACUCAUCCAGCUUGGCUCAGCUGUGGGGAAGGGUGGUUCGUGGCCUUGCUUCACCACCAAGGCGAGAUGUGGAAGCUCUGUAUCCUUAUUUCCAUCAAUGGCUCGCUGCCCAGGCUGAAAUGUUGCCACUAAUCAGCAUUGUACGCAGUCCACCUCGCUCCUUCUCUGUCACUAACAAGUUUGCACUUUCUGUGUACGGCGCCCUUUUGGAACGAGCUGAACAACUUUCGUCAGCAGCUGAAUCUGUGCAAUUGGAGGAGUGGGCAGUUUUUGUUCAAAGACUGGGAGCAGCAGCUGCUGGCCUCCCAUCAACACCUCUACCUGACAUGCUGCAGCCACUGGAUGGAACCCUUGCUGCAUCAAACCUGAAGCGUCACUGCCCUCCAUGUAGUGGUUGCGAAUGGCUGACUCGAGCAUUUGGCCCUCGGGAUUCUUCCGUAUCUCGCUAAGAAAAUGACAGAGGUGUACUUGUGUCCUGGAAUUUCAUUAAUUCUACUGCAUGUCUGCUGUUUGUGUGCACAUACUUAAUUAUCCGAAGCUGUUAAACACUGAGAAGUCUCUUGCCCAUUUGUGGUUGUUGCACAUUAGUUUGUGUAUUCCUACUUUUGAAGCUGUAAAGUAAAUAUGUAAUGUUUUGAAAUGAGACAUGUGAUAUAUGAGUAAGUCUCAGAGAAAACUAUUCUGGCAGCUAUAUAUAUCUGUAAACUAGUAACAUUGAUUACCUCAUUCUUACAUAGUAAGAAUGGGUUGUACGAUUUGUAUCUGUAAGAAGUGAUGAAAUGACAUGUGGAUAAGAAGUAUGUGUGACUAGUGUACCUGCCAAUUCUAUACGUGAUAAGUCUGAUGAUACUAUAGUGUGUAGAGUGACACACUGUAAAAUUAGCUGUUUUUGUUCAUUUAUUUGAUAGAUUAAUAUGUUCGUGUAUCGAGUAUGUGUGUAAUAGUUUUGUGUCCUUAGUCCAGAAAGCAUCUAUCUUUGUUACUAAGAGAAGCACAUUACAAUCACCCUUUUGGUUUCUUGUCUCUCUAACUGGAACACAAAAGAAAUUACUUUUUAUUUUUCAGAGAGGUAGGAAGAUAAACUGUGGAAAGUUUUAAUAAUAGGGUGCUCGUAACUGCAAUAUAGAAGAAAUAAUUUUCUUAUUCUUGUUUUACAUUUAUAUUAUAUGAAAAUUCAUAUUCAGUUUAGAAGUUACUACAUAGUAAUGGAGAAUAUUUUGUUGAUUACAAUUUCUCUGCUGUUCGUACUGAAAUGUAGAGGCUAGCAGUGAGAAGUCCAUUAGUUAUACACUAUUUCCUGACACCAAGCAGUGGGCUACAUGCCUGUUUUUGUCUAUUAUGUCCUGGGCAAUUUGUAUCUGAGGUUUGCUUUGGACUAAAAACUAUGUAGCUUACAAACUCAUAAGUGUUUAAUUGCAAUGAUUGUUUAUUUUAAGCUUGAUAAAGAGUUUCUGAUAGAUUUUCUUAAUAUAACUAUUGAUUUCUGUCAUUAUCAUUAAUGAUAAAGACUGUUGAGAAGCCAAGCUUUGGCUAUUUUGUUCCAUGAGUUUAACGAUAUGAUGUGAAAGAUUAUGUUGAAUGAGAUCUGAAUGUUCAUUAAAAACCUGGUAGCCAUAUUAAGUCUAUACUUUUGGGCUCCUAUAUAUUUGAAAACUUAGUAAUCAAUUUUUAAAUUGUGUUGGUAAAAUUUGCAAUAAUUUUAGAUGUUCAGAGUCCUUCAGCUUUGAAAAUGGGUGUGUCACUUUCUCAGCUAAAAUGCGUAUUCCCUCAAAUUUAAAUGCAGACCUGAAAAAUAUCAUUUAUUGAUUUAUUUACCAUUCUGGUAUUUGGACACUAUUAAUAUGACUGCAUACCUUAACUUUGUUGGAGAUGUUCUAAAUUUCAUUUUCAUGUGUUUAGUAAAAUGAUCGAAACAUGUUGGCAGCUAAUAACCUAUGUUCAUCAAGCUGUCAGUUACAAAAUAGCACCUUUCUGCGGUUAUAGGAAUACUUCAUUUGAAAAUAGCAUGAAAAUAGUCUUAAAGACAUCCAUAUAAUAUGUGGAACACAUUUUGUGAAUUGUAAUACGUUUAAUUUGGAGUUUAUUUCAACAUAUUUUGGUUUCCAGUUUCGUUCUUCUCUUAACCCCCCCUCACACAGUCAGUUUUAGAAAGUUGGUGUUUCAUAACCUCAGUUCACAAAAACUGACAUUACAGGCUACAAACUGUUUUCAAGGAAAAAAUCCCGUAUUUAUCAGAAGUGUAAUGAGCUGACAGGACCAAUAAAUAAAACAGGUGAUAGCAAAUUUUGGAAACUAAAAUUUGUUACUACCAUGCAUCAUAUCUCAUAUUUGUCCUGGACUCUACAAUAUUAUCUGUGCGUACUUUCUUCAUCUUUGUUCUUUAACUUCCAACAAACUCCCACAAGGCGGUAAAACCAUUUUCAGAUUGCUGAUAAUUCUGUUGCAGUUUUACAGUUUCUACAAAUAAUAAUAGAUGGUGGUAGUAUGAAUACAGUCAAUUUCAAUUUUGUAAUUUUUUUUUCUUAUGUUUCCAGAGAAGCAAGAACUUCAUAGUGUUUUGAUUGUCAAGAUUUGUAAAUAUAUUCUGUGUUUGUUCAGCAAGUAGGCUCAAAAUUGAAUACUGCCAUUUCAUAUUACAUGGCAUGUCAAUUAUGUUAAGUAUAGGUCUCUGUUUUCUACUGAGAUUAAGUGUUACAGAGGUGAGCACUGCAUUAUGGAGGUCUGUAAAUGUUACUUUUCUGUACUGUAAUUUGUCAAUUUUUUCUGGAGACCAAGUAAUGACUUAUAAACUGUGUAGAUGUAUCAUUUGCAAAGUUCCAUUAGACUUUUUUUUUUUUUUUUCAACACUGAUUUUGAUUUAAAGGCUGUGUCAUAGUCAUGAAACACAAAAGUGACAUUUUGAAUGCAAUUAUAAGUGUAAUUAAUUCCUCAAAUAUUUAUCAUAUUAUAGUUUUAUUUUUUUAAAUGAUGGUAAAUAUUUCGCAAGAAAUUUAUUAUGAGAAUAGAUUGUGAUUAUGUUUUGUUUUUAACUUUGAUUUGUAUGACAGGCUUUCAGUAGUUAAGAAGAAUGGCCAAAACAUAAUCUGCUGGCCUUUCAGCUGAAGACUAAGCUUUAUAUCUGAUCAUUUUUCACUACUUGUAGUUGAAGUAUUAUUAAUUCACUAAUGAAUGCAAUAACAAUGUUAUGUGGCUUAUUUUCUAAGACUGCUGUGUUGUCAAUGUAAUUUGAGAACUUGAAAUUUAUUGUACAUUGUCAGAGAGAGAGAGAGAGAAUUGAUUAUAUGUCAGCAACAAACACUUAGCCAAUGGUGAAAUGCUGACGUUAAAGAAUGUGAGGAGAAUAUAUUUGCCCAAAGUACACAAUUAGUUUUAUCUAGUAAACCAUAAUUCCUACACCACAAGCUUGCUUUCUACAUCAUAACUAUUUGUCCCAUAUUAUUACGUCAAUGCUGGAUAUUCUUUCAUAUAAAACGGUAGUUUCUCAAGGACUAAAACUGUUUAAGUAAUUCACAAAUUAUGACAAUUUUGUAUGUCAGUCACACUUUAUUUCUGCCCUCAUUACUGGUGCAAAAUAUUGCUGUUUAUACUUUGUCCGUGGUUAACUAAAUUUUGCUGUUUUUAUGUCAAUGAAACAUGAAGGAAGGAAAUGAUUAUGACUUUGUAAGUUCCAGGGUUCGUGGCACAGUUUUGAUCUUGGUCCAAAUUACCAAUCUCAAAAUUUUCUGUCUAAAAAAUGUAUCUGUAUACUGGACACUGGACUGUCAUCUUUAAAGUAGCAAAGUACAUAAUUAGUUUUGCCAUAUUAACUAUAGUUUGUACUAACUAGUUGGUAUGUACUUCAGUUGUCCAAAAGCUCAUUAUUAAUUAACUGAAUUUGGUUAUUGUAUGUAUUCUCUUUGUGAGAAAUAGUGCCUCUUUCUGUGCUUCAAUUUUUCUUCUUCUUUAUCUGACUGUUAUGAUUGUGAAUCAGCACCACAUCUCUGUUCUACUGAAAAUCUUACUGGAAAAUGUCUACCAGAGAGGUAUUGUUUCGUUCUUCACUUGUGAUUUGUAAGAACCUGGUGACGUUUGAAGAAAUUUUCAUGUUUAAUUUCAUUAAUUUGCUCCAGUUGUCUUCAAAUUGUUCUCCUUUACUUCAGUCUAUUAAAGGUUUGUGUCUACAUAAUGUAUUGAUUUCUUAUAUAGUUUCUGGAUUUUGCAGUUUCUUGCUGUAAGUUAGACACAGCAAAUAGCAUAAUGCUUGCCAAUACUGGUAAUUUAUCUAUUAGUGAGGUAUAAUUUUUGAUCCUGAUGUCUUUCUCUUACUGUUUUGAUUAAUAGUAUGUUUGCAACUGCAUUGUUUAUCAUAACUGGCUCACAUUUAAGAAAUGUUUGACAUUGAAAGUCAUAAAUUGAAAGUACCACGCAGUUUCCUUCCUCUCUCAACUUGCCUUUUGAACCUCCUUUUCCUUCUUUUUUAUUUUUGUGCAAAAUUUCAUUAUAUUCUUUAAAAAAAUCUAGAAUGUUUAUUAAUUGAUAAUUAUAUAUUUAUCAUCCUUAUCAGAGUCCAUAAUUUAACUUGAAAAUAAACAUAAUUAAAACUUGAUUUGAAAAGCAGAUACUACCAGAAUUUAAACUAGAAGUCAUCACCUCUUUUUCUGAUCUCAAGUGUAGGGUGCCACCUCCCUCAAUGGUAUCCUGCAGUUGCAAAUUCAUCCGCCAUAGCCAGUAUUGUUAAAAUCCAUGUACCAUAUCCUGUGGUAAUGUUCUUUUGCUACAUAAGUUUCCCGAGUCAGCCAGCCCACAUACAGUUAAUGUGAUGCAAAAUCUACCAUUACAGCGGACUCUGCUUACAUCAUUAAGGCAGUCAUCUUGUCUGCACACCUUAAUUCAUUUACAGUUUAUAAGUCUGCUUAAUAGCCUGUUGAAUUCUGUUAAUUUGUUGGUAACAUUUUGGAGUUUUUUUCAUUGCAGUUAUUUCACUGUAUAAAUUUAAAUUUUCAAAUUUGGUUUUCCUUUCUGACAGUGGUACUAUUUUUUACAUUCCGAAAGGCAAAGAAGUGAUUGCAAAUAUUUAUAUUCAUUAUAAUUUUUUUUAUUGUGAUAGUCUUCCACUGCUGAAUGUAAAUACUAGAAACGCCAAGUUUCAGUAUGUUAUGAGACCUAUGUUGAUGUGCAAGGUCCCUGUGGUCAGCUCUGGUAAUAGGUUUCAUAGUCUGAUUAAGUCAGCUAAACACUACCUCUAAGUGUUUUUGUUUUCAAACCAGCAUUCAAAUUGAUGUAUCAGCUCAGCAAAUAUUACAUUGAUGGGCACAUCUAAAUUCUCAAUGAAAACAGUAAUAGAGUAAAGAACUACCAUUUUAACAAGGUACUGAGUGAAAAACUAUAAAUGUGUCUUAAUAAUAUUAAAUUGUACUUGACAGAGCACGACAUUUACUCAUUGAAUUGUGUGUCUAAUGUUGUCUUAAGUUCUCUCUCUCUCUCUCUCUCUCUCUCUCUCUCUCCCUCCCUCCCU